Molecule: messenger RNA, 1305 nt
Organism: Humulus lupulus (European hop)
Lineage: Eukaryota; Viridiplantae; Streptophyta; Magnoliopsida; Rosales; Cannabaceae
Product: glycosyltransferase BC10-like
Exons: 10
Coding region: 1-1173 (390 amino acids)
Cellular component (GO): membrane
Molecular function (GO): glycosyltransferase activity
Source: RefSeq, a predicted model, not a curated record
AUGUCUGCGUCAAGACAAGUACGGCCAACAAUUCACUUGAACAAAAGGCCAACAUGGGUUCUCGUGCUGGUUCCUUUUGUGACCAUAUUUCUGAUAUUUGCCUAUCUAUUUUCACCAAGAAGUUCCUCUGAGGGUUGCUUCAUCUUCUCAUCCAAUGGCUGUGGUUCAUUCUUCCAAAAGCCUUUGUUCCUUCCCACUAGGGAUUUGACUGAUGGUGAGAUUGCCUCUCAGGCAGUCAUCAAGGAGAUUCUAAGAACCCCUAAUAUUCACUCUAAGAACCCCAAAAUUGCUUUCAUGUUUUUGACUCCAAGUUCCUUGCCCUUUGAGAUGCUCUGGGACAAGUUCUUUUCUGGCCAUGAGGAAAGGUUUACUGUUUAUGUACACGCUUCAAAAGAAAGUCCAACUCAUGUGAGUCCUUACUUUGUUGGUCGAGACAUACGUAGCGAAAAGGUAUCAUAUAUAUUUGUCUGUUUUCAGGUGGUGUGGGGAAAAUUUUCAAUGAUAGAGGCAGAGAAGAGACUUUUGGGGAAGGCACUCUUAGAUCCUGACAAUGAACAUUUUGUCUUGCUAUCUGACAGUUGUGUACCCGUGCAUAACUUCGACUACGUGUAUAACUAUCUUAUCUUCACCAAUGUCAGCUUCGUUGAUUGUUUUGUGGAUCCUGGUCCUCAUGGUAAUGGCCGGUAUUCAGAACAUAUGUUACCUGAAGUUGCAAGGCAAGACUUUAGGAAGGGAUCACAGUGGUUUUCUUUGAAACGGCAACAUGCAAUUAUCGUUAUGGCAGAUAGCUUGUACCACAGGAAGUUCAAGCUUUUUUGCAGGCCAAACAUGAACGGGCGCAACUGCUACUCAGACGAACACUAUUUGCAAACCUUUCUUCGUAUGAAAGACCCUGGUGGAAUUGCAAACUGGUCAGUAACCCAUGUUGAUUGGUCUGAAGGAAAGUGGCACCCUAAAGCCUAUAGGGCUCAAGAUAUUUCUUUUGAGCUCCUCAAGAAUAUUACGUCUAUUGAUGAGAGCACUCAUGUCACAAGCGACAACCAGAAAACAAUAAUGACAAGACCUUGCAUUUGGAAUGGGUUGCAGCGACCAUGUUAUUUGUUUGCCCGAAAGUUUUAUCCUGAAACUCUUGAUAAACUAAUUCACCUUUUCUCCAAUUAUGCUGGAACUUAGCUUAGCUUCAUUUUUUUUUUUUUACAAUUCUUUCGGCAUUGAAGAGAUAUAAGUGAUUUCCAUUGAAUUGGUUAAUUUUGUUCUUAUUCUUUCAAUAUUUAUUAAUUAGAUUUUUUAUUUGUCUAAAGUUGA